Molecule: messenger RNA, 7024 nt
Organism: Schistosoma curassoni
Lineage: Eukaryota; Metazoa; Platyhelminthes; Trematoda; Strigeidida; Schistosomatidae
Source: the annotation of a GenBank genome assembly
GUAUAAGUGACCUUGGGCCCUUCAUAUGGUGUCGAAUAUCCUGCAUUCUAGAUUAUGGAUGAGAUGAACAGUUGUGUAUUCACAAGAUCAGUGGAUCGCAGCGAAGACGACUCACCCCCUGUGUGUUUGGUAGAACUUAUAAAUUCCAAAACCAAAGUUACUGAAACUCAUGAAUCUACCGAACUCUCUAGUGGUAAAUCAAAUAUAACCUUGCAAGAAAACUCGGGUAGUAGCUGUAAAGUCGAGGAAAUUUGCCCAAUUAAAUCUGGCUCCUCAUCAAUUUCGUUUCACGACUUAAAGUCUGAAUCUCCUUUACCAGCCGUGACAUCUUCAGAUGACAAAAGUGAUAGUUUAUCAAAUACUCUUUCAUCGGAAAAUCAUCUACCUAGGUCAAUUGAUCUUGAAAACACUCACAUAUCAACUAGAAAAGAAUCGAGCUCACUUACUUCUAACCACCACGCUAGUAGGGAUGGUAAUGAAUCUCUAACUGGGGAAUAUUAUUUACAAUCUAAAGCGAAAAUGUCUACAUGUGAUCUCGAGGCGGAAGAUGAAGAUGACGUGGACCUCGAAGAUCGACCAUUAACCGUCGAUACUCAAGAAUCUGAUGAAGUAUUACUCAAUGAGUCUUCAAAAAAGACAAUUCUCAGUACAAACAACCCCGUAUGCACUAUAUCUCAUUCAGUGACUGAAGAGAAAGAGGAUCCUACCUCCAGUGUUACAACUGCAAGUAAAACGUCAUUUGUCGUAAUCCACAACACGCCAUCCGCCGUUGUAUGUUUGUCUUCACCAGCUUCGUCUUGCCAAUCUACACUUUCAGUUCAAAACUGCCAAUCUACUAGUGUUCCCAACAAAAAUUGCUCUUCAGAGGUACAUCAUACUAGUGCUCCUGUUGCUUUAGCAACUGUGGCUCCUAUAAGAAUGUCAUCUGUGGGGCCUGAUUAUAGCCUUUCAAAUGAAAUUUUAAGACCUAUUAAACCUGCUCCACAAGAUACCCAGACAAAUACGGUUAUAAGCAAUCAGGCCACUCCUCAGGCUGUUACAUCAAUAUUUCCUAGCAAGCAUGAAAUUGUUUUUACAACAUCAUCUGUAUCUUACAAUCCGAAAUCUAGUCAAAGCGGCACAAAUGAAAGACUUAGCUUUCCUUCUGUUAGUAUCACCAAACCUGCGUCUAUUGGCACAACUUCAGUCACAAUUUCUAUUGCUCCUACUAUUAACUCUUCUGUGAUUACUACGCACAGCACGCCAAGUAUAUUCAAUGUUAGAACACGUCCAACGGUCGCUCAGUCAGUACUUCCAGUGUUGUCUGUUGGUCCACAACCAGCUCCAUCUAUCACCACACAAACUUCUCUUUCAUCAUUACAAUCUCAAUCUACCGUACACUUUAUGCCUUUUGUCGGUAAUAUGCCUGUCACAAUGCCAGUUUCUGCAACAUCUACCGGUUUAAGAAAUGUUAUAAAUCACAACCAGGCUAUACCAAUUGCUGGUACACCAACUGCACCAUGCCCUCCGCUUCAAAUUUUCAACAUGACACCCAUGCCACAAUUUAUGGGUACUCCUAGUUAUGUGCUACAUCCUACUGGGCCAGUUGCGGGUGCAAACAGCUUCCAGUUUCCUCAAGGAUCAACACACUUGCUACCUGGAUUAUCAGGAACUGCGGGAGUCGGUGGGGCAACAUUCAAUUUUUUACAACCACAAAAUUAUCCGUCAACCAUCUUCCCUCAGCCUCCCACUAUACCUGAUCUACUCAUUGACCCACAAAAUCCUAUGGGUUUAGGACAUUCUGUUUUAACCCCACCUACAUCGAUCGCUCUCAUAAGUGCUAUAAAUAACCCUAGUUCAUCAUCCUUCACAUCAAUUUAUCCAACUCUUUUACAUCCACCCAACCAAAAUUUUUUCCCAACAUCAUCUACACAUUCUGGUCCAGUGUCCUAUCCAUAUUCAACUGCCUUAGCGGCUGGUACAAAUUUGGUGAAUGCAACUGCACCACAAAUGGCUACUUCCUUAGUUCCCGCUGCAGUUACAAACUUUCCAAAUAUCCAUAACUCAAACGAAACAAAUUUCAUGUUUCAAUCUGGACCGCCACAUGGUGCUUCUUUCAUUUCAAGUAAUUUCGCUCCGAAUCCGGGACAAUUGUUUCCGCCUUGUCAAUUCCCUACAUUUCCAAAUCUAUUUCAAACCAAUGAUAAUUGUUUAACUAAUACAUUUAUCUCAUCUAGUUUACCAACUGAUUUAACUUCUACUUGUGACACAAAAUCAUCUUUAAAUAUUAAUGGAAAUAGUCUUGGCGGUAAUAGUGGUACUUGUUUAUCAACUUAUUGGCCGUAUGUUAGUUCAAAUGAUCUAAUAAAUCCAACAUCUAUUGUUCAAGCCACCAAUUCAACUCAUCAAACAGAUUAUUUACAAUCUGUUAGUAAUAAUAGUUUAAAUGAUCGAAGUAAAAUGAACGAUGACAAUACAGACAAUAGUGGUAUUUUAAAUAAUCCUGAAAAUAUUAAUGGUGGGACUGCUACUACUACUACUACCACUAUUACCAUAAAUCCAUUAACUCAUGUACCAAUUAAUUCGUCAAUUAACAGUACGUUUACUACAAUAAAUACUACUACCACUACUAGUAUCACCUCUACGUUAGAUAAUAAUAGUAAUAAUGGUAAUCAUAACAAAACUAAUAUAGUCCCACUUAAUUCCUCGGCAACUGUCCUACCAGCUAUACGUCGUCGCCGUCGAUUAUUCGCACAAAAUGGUAUUAAACCAAUCACAAAUGUGAUUCAAAGUCCUUUUCUAAACCAUACUAAUUCCAUGAAUGAUGAGAGUAAUAAUUCUACUGUGGUGAAUUCUACUGGUGAUGAUGCAAAUAUUCCAACGGUAUCUGAUUCACAACAUUGUGCAAAUGUUAAUAAUAGUAAUGAUAAUGAUAAUAAUAAUAAUGAUAGCAGUGUUGAUAAUGAUGUUGAUGAUAUUAUUAAUAUUAAUAGUGAUUCUCUAACAACAUGUGACAAUGAAUUGAAACAAUCAGACACUAUGCAGUCGUACGAUAAAUUGACCCCUUUUACAAAAUCAUCAACUACCACAAUACUCAAUUUCAGGAGCGAUACGUUACAACAAUCUGUUGAAAGUGAACAAUUAUGUAAUCAGAUCUCUACUGAUAUUGAAUUUACGUCUAAAUUAUCGAAAGAAAUCCAACAAAAGGAUUCAGUAGAGUAUGAUGAUAUAACUAAGCUUCCUUCAUCAUCAUGUGCUACUUUUAUCAGCAGUUCCUUAAUAAUGACAACCAUAGUGACAACGCAACUAAUGCCAACUUUGUCAACCAUCAGCAUGACAUCAAAUACAACAAUUACUCCUUCACAAAUGAUUACUACUUCCUCUGCGAUCAGCCCAGAUUGUCGAACAGUAGCCUUAGAUGCAACCAAAAGUCCUGAUCUUAAUCACAAUGUAAAUGGUUCAGUUUCUUCAACUUCUCUACCAUUUUCACCUUCAAAUGCUGAUAAUAAUAAUAAAUUGGUAUACAAGAACUCAGAUCUUUUACAAAAUGAAAAUAAAGUGAUAUCAGUUGGAAAAUAUGAUGACAAAGAAGCAGCAAAAGAUGCCGUUAAUAAUCAAAUGAAAUCACCGAUCAAUAGCACUUUACUAGUAAAUAAUGAUAUUGAUAAUAGUAGUGAUCAGAAAAAUUCAAUUAAUGCAAAUUAUUCAAAAUUAUUAAGCACAGCUUGUGUUAGUAGUAGUGGUAGUAGUAAUAGUAUUAACGCUAGUAGUACAACAUGUUCUAAAUUGAAAUCAGCAAUAACGCCUUUUGAAUUUCCUCCUCCACCUGUAAUUAUCGGUCCUGAUGAUCGACGUAUAUUAACUCAUUAUAUUGAUGGACAUAUUAUUUAUGAAAGUGAUAAACCAUUUCCAGUGAAAAAUGGUAUGAUAGUGGUUGAAACAGCUCUUAUGAAACAGCAACAGUCUUGUGUAGUCAGCUCUACCAAUUCACCACUUAAGACUUUCAUCAUGAAUGGUUAUGAAGACAGAAUAAUGAAUAAUAUCAAAUCACCUACAACUCCAUCUUUCUCAUCAUUGAAAACAACAGCUGUAAAACCUGUUGAUAACUGUGAAUCCGAGGCGUUUAUAGCUACUUCUUCAUCUAGAUUACCUAUUCAAGAUGUUGGUGGCUGUGGUAGUAGUUGGAUUAACCCACUGAAAGUGUCAAAUUCAUCAUCACUGUCUAUUGUAGACAAGUAUACGAAUCAUCCAGGAUCAAUUGUUACGUCUAAUUCCCCCUGUAUGUUGUUACAUUAUGAAACUCGACGUCGUAAACCAUCCAAUGAACAACCAUUGUACAACGAUAUUCAUGAUGAAAAUGACUGUAAGUUUUCUUCUUUCCUCUAGCUCACAUUUGUUUGCCUCAUCAGUAAAUAACAAAAUUAAAUGAUUUCAAACGCAGUACAUUUUAGUGAAACAGUAAGGAUGAACCUUGUAUACUGUUAGCGCUAUGAAGGUUAAUAGUGAUCUCGGUUAUUAUAAAGAGGAAUCGUAGUCAAAAGGAAUAGCUACUUGUAGCUAGUCAUAUAAAUGACGUCCUUAUGAGUAGUUUAUUGUGUGCUAGCUCUAUUUUCUUAACGCCUCAUCAUGGGUAUCGGAUAUCUAUGAGGAGUGACUAUAUAAGCUAUUGUAUUGAACAAAAUCAUACACUGUAUUUGUAAAAUAUGAAAACAAUAGAUUGAAUACACCAUUUGCAUGCCUUCCUUGAAUUGUCUCUUACAAAUUCCAUCGCCCUUCCAUUCCUGUUGCUACUCGGACUUUAUUUAUUUAUUUAUUUAUGUGAACACAAAUAUUGUUACAAAGGGGCACUGAAUACAUAUGCGCCACACAAGUCACUUGAUUUGUGUAUGGGCUAUGAUACUUCCCGGAUGCCCAAACCGAAGCACGUGGUGUUCUUGGGGGCCACACCCUGAGCCUUUGGCCUCAAGGUCAUGGAACAACGUCAGAAGAUGCAGUCCCAUGGUAGUCGGUGACCAACAAUUGAUUCUCACGCCAUUUGUUUCUUCAGGAUUCUGAAGCCCAUGUGCACCCUUGGUUUGGAAUCAGGGUUUUCCGUAUCCCCUAGGUGGAUCCUCCAUAUCCACCAACCCGGUUAAAGAGCCGGUCAUUCGCUUUUCUUUUCAAUUUCGUAAACAACAGUAAUACCACGAGAAGGCAGUGAGUAGGACUUCCCUGGCAGUAGCUUUAUACGCAUGGCCAUGUGAGAGCAUUUCUUGAGUGAGUGCUGACUCUCCUCACCCUCGGCCUCUUGUUUCUCUGCAUAAUUAACACACAAGGUGGUACUAGACUACAUUAUUGUUUGAUUUUUAGUUCAUUUUCAUCACCGUUUUUAACAUCAAAUGAAAAACCACUGAAAGAUCAAGAAGCAGUGGACAGUUGUUUCACUUUAAAACCAGGCGAGUGGUUGAAAACGCAAAACGUUAGACCUCACUCUUAGAAUCCUAUGAUCCGUAUUCUCUAAUUCAGUCAAUUUUCUAUCCAUAGCAUGACAUCAUCCAGUACCGUUGAUAGACGAUUACUAGACACUGCUUUACUUGGUUAAAUUGUACCAGCUUAUUAUUUCUCACUAGAACUUCGGUAGUUCAUCUCUCGAGGUCAGUCACCAGUUAAUGAGCUUACAAUUAAUGUUUGGUUGAGGCAAGUUAGUGAAGAUUAGUUUCAAAUGAUGACCAUUAAAAUUCAUUAAUGAUUUGUUUAAAUUCAUUUAUUCAUUCCUAGCAUCAAAAACCAAUCAUUAUCAUCAACCCACACAAGGAAUUUUAGCAUCAUAUCCCCAUUCUACUAUAUUGUCUUUAGCUAAUCGUAAUUCGGCUAGUGUGGUUUACACUCAAUCACCAAUUGUAUCAAUUCCUAGUCGAAAUGAUAGACAAUCAUCUUCUGAUAUGAAAGGAGGAAAUGAACCAACUGUCAUAGAUGGUAAAUCAAUUGAAAGUUAUUCACAUCACUCCUUGAUCUCACAAUAUCAGAACACUGAAUCUUCAAUAUCGCUUAGCAAACCAUUAAAUGAAAUCCAGUCCAGUUCUGGAAUUAUGACUGGAUUAACUUCCACUGCAUUCAAUCAAUCUACAUGUCAACAACGAACACCAAGUAUUGCCCAAGCAAUGUAUGGUAUAUCUCAAACAAUUACACCAUCACCUGGACUAUUAACACCUAAUCCACCACCGAAAGGUCCAAUAUAUAAAUGGACUCCUGAUGAUGUUGUUGCAUUUGUUCGUGGUACACCUGGUUGUGGAGCAUAUGCAUCGGCAUUUUUAAAUAAUGAAAUAGAUGGUGAAGCAUUAUUAUUAUUAGCUGAAGAUCAAUUUAUUCAACCACCGAUUGGUAUGAAAAUAGGACCAGCACUAAAAUUAGUUGCACGAUUAGAAUCUUUAAAGAAUUGUUGUUGAUGACAUUAUUUAGUUGGAUAACAAUCCGGAAUCUACACAUAGACACAGAUUUAUUUCUAUACAUAUAUUUUAUGCUGACUUAUUUAAACUUGAUACUCUUAAUUUAAGUUAUCACCUCUCUCUCUCUCUCUCCAUUGAAACAGUACACUCUUCUUCAUUCUAUAUAUUUAUAUUUCUUUCCGGUGAUAUUUAUCAUUCAAUGUAUGUAAACUUACAUCAGUUUCUCAUUUGACUUUCUUUUUUUUUCCACAACAUAGAGCAUUUAGCCUAAUCAAUCAAUUCAUAAAUCAUAUAUUACUAUUAUUAUUAUUGUAAAUAAGUAAACACAGCAGAAUGAUGAACAGAUAGUGCUUUGUUCUCUUUCUAUCUAUCUGUAUGUAUAAGUGGCAGCAGUAUUAUCUGGCAUCAAUUCAUAGAUGACAAUGACGUAAUGAUAUUCAUCUAUUUCAAUUAAUAAUUCACUUGUUCUUAUUGUUUAUUUGUAAAAGUAUUUAUUCACUGACUAUUAUUAUUUAUUAUUACUGUUUUACCCUGUUGUUGUCGAUUGUUACCUUCUUCAAUACAAUAAUUUCAUAUAUCAUGUAUACGUAUAUUCAUUAAAUAAAAUUUGUUUUUAUUAC